GUAGCCAUGAUCAGCACCCUGAAAACACUUUUUUGGCCCAGAAAUGCAGCAGCAGCUGCUCAGAGCCCUGGACCACCAGCACCUGCCUCAGCUUUGACCCCAGCACCUGACCCACCUGCAAAGGAGGAAAAAUCUGAUGAAAAGAAAGAUGAAGUAAGAAAAUAUGAGAAAAAGGAGGAGGAAAAGUCUGCUGAACCAGCUCCAGCCCCUGCUGUAGCUCCUACUCCCGCCCAAGAGCUCCCUAAACCAGAGGCCAAACCAGCGGAUCCAGCAAAUCAUGGAGCAGAAACUGCAAAGGGUGAGGACAGUGCAUCCCCACCCCCUCAACCCAUUGUCAUAAACCAAUAUACCGACAACCAUCUGCGAGAAAUUGUGAAGAGAUUACGGGAUAGAGCAGAGCUUUAUAAGGACAAAAUCAUAGACCCCUAUGCAUCAUCCCCAGAGCGCAGCCCUCCUGUCACACCCGUUUAUCGAAAGCAAGAUUGGAUCAGAAAGCAGGAAGAGCAGAGAAUAAAACGAGAAGAGGCUGAACAGAAGAAAAAAGAGGAGGAUGCUAAGAAAGCUGCUGCAAAGAAAGAAAAGGAGGAAAAAGAAAGGAAGGAGAAGGAAGAAAAGCUGAAAGCUGAGAAGGUGAAAGCAGAGAAAGAGGCGGCGGAGGCCAUGUGCCCCAAAAUCAAUUGCACAUGCAUAGACAUACUGCUCCAACCUCUAGAAGACAAGAUGGACACAUACUUAGGUACAACUAUCGAUCCGUUCACAGAUCGUCGAUAUAUCAAAUGGCUUAGUGUCGUCACUGUUGCUUUUAACUACAACAUUUGGUUUGCCACGGCACGUUUGUGUUUUCCAUACCACACACCUCUGACGAUUCCUGUCUGGAUCUUUCUUGAUGUCCUGGCAGAUGUAGUGAACAUUGUAGACAUUACCAUCUUUCAACCACGCUUGCAGUUUGUGAAAGCAGGAGACAUAAUAAAGGACAGAGUACUGGCAAAACAGAAGUACAGAGAAUCUACCAGGUUUCAGGCUGACCUGAUAAGUAUUAUACCAUUUGACUUGCUGUGUUUUCACUUUGGAUUUAAUUCAGUCUUCAGAAUUAACCGAUUUAUUCGGUACCAAUCAUUUUUUGAGUUCAGCGAUCGCCUGGAAAGCGUAAUGGCCAAGGCUUAUAUCUGGAGAGUUGGCCGCACCACUGGAUAUCUCCUCUUCUGUCUGCAUAUCAACUCCUGCCUGUAUUACAUAGCAUCAGAAUAUGAGGGGCUGGGCAGCACUAAAUGGACGUACGAUGGAAAAGGAAACGCGUAUCUCCGCUGUUAUUAUUUUGCCACUCGUACACUGAUCACUAUUGGAGGUCUACCUGAGCCCCAGACGCUCUUCGAGAUCAUCUUCCAGCUGGUGAACUUCUUCACAGGAGUCUUUGUCUUCUCCAGUUUGAUUGGACAGAUGAGAGAUGUAAUUGGUGCAGCCACGGCAGGUCAGACCUACUUUCGUGCAUCUAUGGAUGCUUGUGUGGCAUAUAUGAACACCUACACCAUCCCCAAACUGGUGCAGAAUAGAGUGCGCACCUGGUACAACUACACCUGGGACUCUCAGGGCAUGCUGGAUGAGUCAGAGUUGUUAGACAAGAUGCCUCUGGUCAUGAGAACUGCCAUCGCUGUGGACAUCAACCUCGCCACUUUCCAAAAGAUCGACCUAUUCAAAGGUUGCGACAACCAGAUGCUCGUGGAUAUGUUACUACGCCUGAAAUCCAUUGUGUACCUGCCAGGAGACUUUGUGUGUAAGAAGGGUGACAUUGGGAGAGAAAUGUACGUUAUUAAGGCAGGAGAGGUGCAGGUCAUCGGUGGACCGGACAAUAAGAUUGUGUUUGUGACACUGAAAGCAGGCUGUGUGUUCGGAGAGAUCAGUCUCUUACAGUCAGCAAAAGAUGGAGGCAAUAGAAGAACUGCAAAUGUAGCUGCUCAUGGAUUCGCCAAUCUGUUUGUGCUGGACAAGAAAGAUCUGAAUGACAUCUUGGUCCACUACCCUGAGUCCCAGAAAGUGCUGGCUAAGAAGGGACGGAAGCUGAUGAAGGCCAAAGGUAAAGCUGCUGUCCAAGAUGAUGGAGAAAAGAAGAAAGGACUGGCACUGUUUGGAACCAAACCUCCCACUCCUAAAAUGCUGCGUGCUUUUGGAGGCUUUGGGAAGGGAGGAUUACUGGAGAAACUUAGGGCUCAUCAUGCAGCAGAGAAACAAAAUUAGGAAAUCUAUCCAUUCAUAUAUCUGGCUAUCUGGCUAUCUGCCCAUUACAUCAUUCAUCCAUCCAUCUGACCACAUCAUGCUAUACAUGAUGAACAUGAGGUUCAUCUAUCCCUCCAUCCAUCCCUCACCUAUUCAUCCAUACAACAACCAUACCAUACAUACAUUUUUUUUUUCUUUUUUUUUUUUGCAGAGGAAAAAAAUCGCAGAGAAAAUUCCAUUAAAUUAGGAAAUGGGCUCAGAAAGGCACAAAGACAAAAACAAAUUUUAUCUUGCUGUUCAGGGCUUCUGUAACUGGUGGUUGUGAUUGUAUAAAACAGACUACAAAACUGUGAUUUAAACAGUAAAAUUGACUGUUUAGUGACACAGUCACUGUCCACUAAUAAUCUUGGACUCAUCAUUCAACCAGAUUAUUGUUAUUAUUAUUUUUAUUUUUUAUUUCUGAGGAAAGAAAAUUGCAGAGAACCCCCUAUAAAAGUAGGAAAUGGGCUCAGGAAGGCACUAAGACAAAAAAAUAAAUAAAAUUCACCUUGUGGUUCAGGGCUUCCUUAAUGGUGUUUGUGAUUGUAUACAACAUACUAUAAAACUGUGAUUUAAACAGUAAUAUUGACUGUUUAGUGACACAGUCACUGUCCACUAAUAAUCUUGGACUCAUCAUUCAACCAGAUUAGGUUGUAUUGUUUUGUUUUUCAGAGGAACAAAAUGUAGGAGCAAACUGUUUAUUGACACAGUCACUGUCCACUAUCAAUCUUGGACUCAUUAUUCAACCUGAUUAUUAAAAAAAAAAAAAAAAUCAGAGGAAAACAUAUAGCAGAGAAAUCCCCAUAAAAAUAGGAAAUGGGCUCAGGAAGGCACUAGGCAAUUUAAAAAAAAAAAUACUACCUUGCGGUUCAGGGCCUCUGUAACUGGUGGUUGUGAUUCUAAACAAAAGACUACAAAAGUGUGACUUAACUGUAAAAUUGACUGUUUAGUGACAUGCACUCUCCAAUAUCCAUCUUGGAUUCAACCUGAUUAUUAUAAUUUUUUUCAGAGGAAAAAAAAUUGCGGAGAAACCCCCCCUAAAAGUAUGGAAUGGGCUCAGGAAGGUGCUAAGACAAAAAAAAAAAAAAAUGUACUUUGUGGUUUAGGGCUUCUGUAACUGGUGGUUGUGAUUGUAAACAACAGACUACAAAACUGUGAUUUAACCAGUAAAAUUUACUGUUUAGUGAGACAGUCACUUUACACUUAUAAUCAUGGACUUAUUAUUCAACCAGAUUAUUUUAUUUAUUUAUUUUUUCAGAGGACAAAAAUUGCUGAGAAAACCCCAUAAGAGUAGGAAAUAGGCUCAGGAAGUCACUUGGAGAAAAAAAUAAAUAAAAAAAAAAUUCACCUAGCGGUUCAGGGCUUCUGUAAUGGUGGUUGUUUUUGUAUAUACAACAGUCUACAAAACUGUAAUAUUGACUGUUUAGUGAUGCUGUCCACUAAUAAUCUUGGACUCAUCAUUCAACCAGAGUAGUCUGUUUUUUUUGUUUGUUUUUUUUUUUUUUGGCUUUG
Molecule: messenger RNA, 3762 nt
Organism: Myxocyprinus asiaticus (Chinese sucker)
Lineage: Eukaryota; Metazoa; Chordata; Actinopteri; Cypriniformes; Catostomidae
Gene: cngb3.1
Product: cyclic nucleotide gated channel subunit beta 3, tandem duplicate 1
Exons: 18
Coding region: 7-2232 (741 amino acids)
Biological process (GO): monoatomic cation transmembrane transport
Cellular component (GO): photoreceptor outer segment; plasma membrane; intracellular cyclic nucleotide activated cation channel complex
Molecular function (GO): intracellularly cAMP-activated cation channel activity; protein-containing complex binding; intracellularly cGMP-activated cation channel activity
Source: RefSeq, a predicted model, not a curated record